AUGCAAUGCACUUCUACUAGCCAAUAUACAGGUAGCAAAGCAUCAGAUGCUGAUAUGUCUAAAAAAGAAGAAACAUUCGACCAGAUACUGGUACAUCAGAGAAAGAGCAAACAUCCCAGAAAAUUCCCUGGGAAAGAGAUCAGUCUGUUGCCAAGUGUUGAAGAAGUCGAGAAGUGGAAGAGAAAUGAUGUUACAACUUACUUGAACACAAUGAAAGAAAGUCUAGACCUUGACGACAAAGAUAUUCAGAAAAUCACAGAUCAAAAAGUUGCAAGUCUAGCCUUCCUUCGUUUAACUGCAGAAAAACUUAUAUCCUCACCUUACAAUCUUCCUGGUGGUCCGGCCGAAGAGCAAGCUCCUGCCACCCAAGCUAUACAACUACAGCUUGAAACAGAAAAGCGCAAAAGAGUGGAAACUGAAUUAUCAAGGGUUGAAAUCGAAUUAUUAUUGGAACGGGAAAAAAGGCUUCGUGUUGAUGUUGAACACAAAGCCUCGAUAUAUUAUUAUGAAAGUAUUUUGUACGCAACAACCCACGGCCUCGCUAGAAUGUGGGAACAAAUGAAUCCAAUACACCGUCAAAUGCUAUGGUUUGGACCUGCAAUAGAACCACUCAUGUUCGACCAACCACCGACAGCUGUGGACAGCCAUCAGUUAAAGUUUCUCGACGGAAAAGCUCCCGAUAGCGCUAUUCAUACUAAAGGAUAUUCUUUAACUUCGCAUACAGUAGAGGCUAUAGGUGAGAUAAAAUGUCGAGGAAAUUGCUUCACAAACACCUAUCAAGUGCAAGUCCUACGGUAUGCCAUACUCAUUUUGAACCAUCAGAAGAACCGGAAUCAGAUCACGGGAUUCUUGACGAAUUGUCAUCACAUUAUGUUUAUUGAAGUUUCCAGGGAAGUGAAUGACCGUCUGUACAGUAUAUCUUAUUCCAGUCAGAUGAACUUGAGUAACCAAAUCACCACCCGGUAUCUACGAGGGCUUCUUAGUACAAUACAGUACCACCCAACCACAGGUCUAAAAGUGGAUUUAGAUGACAUGAUUGCAUCUACGCCCACCUCUACUAUAUUUAGCGUCGUCGACAAUAAAAAUGCAGUUGUCAAACUUGUGAAUCAACCCGAUCUGUUAAACAAUGAGAUCAGAAUAUUAAAAAAAUUGGGUCAAAUUUCUGGUAUUAUAGAGUUGAUCGAUUCGUCCACAAAUGCGAUGUUAUUACAACCACGUGCAGGUGAAUCAUUCAAAGAUAGUCUACAUCAUGUAUCGUCCCUCGUGGAAAUUGUAGAUGCGCUCUAUCGAUGCCACCAAAUCCAUAUAGUACAUGGAGAUGUGCGACUGACCAAUAUUCUUGUGGAUGAAGAAGACCGACUCAUAUUAGUUGAUUUUGGGUGUGGUUCGAUCGUAGGAGAGCAGUGGAAUUACUGUGGUUUAAAAUUACCCUUUCGCUCAUUACGAUUGAUGAAAUCAAAGUCUCCAAUUCUUAUUCAACCUCAAGAUGAUCUCUUUAUGCCCGUUCAAUCACUCUAUCUUCACUUGCAUCAUAAAGAAGUACUUGCGACUAUAAUUGAUCUCAGUGAUCCCUCAGAUGUCCUUGGGUUUUGGGAGAAAGUGUUUUCGGAUGAUCUCUGGGGGAAGAUGCGUGUUUCCU
Messenger RNA from Acaulospora morrowiae, 1639 nucleotides. NCBI's taxonomy places the organism in Eukaryota, Fungi, Glomeromycota, Glomeromycetes, Diversisporales, Acaulosporaceae. The record is from the annotation of a GenBank genome assembly.